AUGUUUAGGCUCCGAGAAAUCCAAGCUGAGAGCUAUGAAUAUGAAAAACCGACUCUGCUGCUCUUGACUGUCAAGCAGGCAUUUGAUCGAGUAAAAAGGAAAAAGUUAUAUCAAGCACUCCAAGAACAACAUGUUCCACAAACUGAAAACGACUGGAUUGCUAUAGCAAAGGAUUUCGAAAAGAGAUGGAAUUUCCCUCAUUGUCUUGGCAGCCUAGAUGGAAAACAUAUCGAUAUAAUUCCUCCAGUCAACAGUGGAUCUUUUUUUUUCAAUUACAAACAUAGACACAGUUUAGUUCUACUUGCCAUAGCAGAAGCAAAUUAUAAAUUUAUUUUAUUUGAUUUCGGUACAAAUGGCAGAGUAUCAGAUGGGGGUGUCCUUCAGAAUACAGAAUUUUUUAGAAGACUUCAGGCCAAAUUAUUAAACAUUCCCGGAGAAAAAGAAGUUGCAAAUGAGUCACGAAAGCUACCGUUUGUUUUUGUCGCAGAUGAUGAUUUUCCUUUGAGGCCUGACAUGCUGAAACCAUACAGACAGAGUGAUUUAACUUGUAUUGAAAAAAAAAAUGUACAACUACCGAUUAUCGAGAGCACGGAGAAUCGUGGAGAACGUCUUUGGGAUUAUGGCAGCACGCUUUAG
Messenger RNA from Acanthoscelides obtectus, 636 nucleotides. The record is from the annotation of a GenBank genome assembly. Lineage: Eukaryota; Metazoa; Arthropoda; Insecta; Coleoptera; Chrysomelidae.